GACUAUUAGCACUGUUUCCAUCAGCGGCUUCCAAUGGAGUCCUGCAUUCCCAUUUUUGUUCUUCAAUGUUUGUUGUUUGAUGCAUUUCAUUUAUGUCGGUUUCUUAAUGAUUCUGAAAAAUGGCAAAUUUUCAAAACUUACCAAAGUGGGGUUGUGGGAAGAAUAUAUACUGCUGUAGAGUCAGUGACAAUGGUUUACCAAAUAAAUUAAAGAACUUCUUCUUUUUCUAGACAGUGUUUUUAAUUAUUCCUUAUUCUGUUUUUUUAUACGCUUUCUUUUUAAUUUAAGCCCAUUAAGUUUUGACGUUUCCUUAUUCUACCCCGUACAAGUUUUUAUCAUAGAUUCAUGCUUCAAAGAAAUGUAAAAAAGUAAAACUAUGAAGGUAGAAGUCACUGAUUGAAGUCAGAAAAACUUGUCUAUCCAAGCGCUAUGGCUCAUGGUCAAUCAGAUUCUGUAAGACAUCAUGAUGAUCUUGAAUUGCCAAAGUACACAUCAAACAGAGGAGGUCAUUUGAUAUUUAAACUGAUCUCCAAAGUCACUGGAAAAAUUAGAGCUGACUUUAGAUCAAGGAAGGUUAAAAAGGAUGAGAUAGGGAAGGCCUUUCGUGGAAAAGUGUUAUCUAGAGUCUUCUCUGAGGAUUAUGAGGUAGUGGAGAAGCUGAUAUUGGAUCCUCGAGGACCUACUGUGAACAGAUGGAACAAGAUUUUCUUAGUAGCAUGUUUGAUUUCUCUUUAUGUGGACCCUCUCUUUUUUUACUUGCCAGUGGCAAAGGGUACUAUGUGCAUGGACGUAUGUGUAACCCUUGAAGUCGUUCUUACUGUCAUUAGGUCACUGGUUGAUGCAUUUUACAUUAUUCAGAUUCUUGUUCGGUUCAAAACAGCUUAUGUUGCUCCAUCCUCUCGUGUAUUUGGGAGAGGAGAGUUGGUUAUUGACCCUUCAAAGGUGGCUUCAAGGUAUAUUCACAAGGAUUUCUGGCUUGACCUUGUGGCUGCCCAACCCCUUCCACAGGUUUUGAUUUGGAUAGCAAUACCACAUUUAAGGGGUUCAAGAGUGAGAAGUACUAGACAUGUCCUUCGCUUAAUUAUCUUAUUUCAGUAUCUCCUGAGGCUUUAUCUUAUCUUUCCCCUUUCAUCUAAAAUUAUCAAGGCUACCGGGGUUGUUACAGAAACAGCAUGGGCUGGGGCAGCGUAUAAUCUGAUUCUCUACAUGUUGGCAAGCCAUGUUUUAGGAUCUUGUUGGUACCUCCUGGCAAUUGAAAGGCAAGAAGAAUGCUGGAACAAAGUUUGUAGUCUUCAGCAUCCAGAAUGCCAAUAUUGGUAUAUUGAUUGCCAUAAAGUUAAUGACCCCGGUAGAGACGCAUGGUUCAAAUCAAGCAAUAUUUCAGGUCUUUGUGGUGCAAGUAGUGAAUUCUUUGAUUUUGGCAUUUAUAGUGAUGCCUUAAAAUUUACUGUUAUAGAACCAAGGUUCUUGAACAAGUACUUCUAUUGUCUUUGGUGGGGCCUCAGGAAUUUAAGCUCUCUGGGACAGAAUCUUUUAACAAGUACAUAUGUUGGAGAAAUAAAUUUUGCUAUUAUCAUUGCAGUUCUAGGAUUGGUGCUUUUUGGACUGCUUAUUGGGAAUAUGCAAACAUACCUCCAAUCCACAACCAUGCGACUGGAAGAGUGGAGGAUUAGGAGGACUGAUACAGAAAAAUGGAUGUGUCAUAGGCAGCUACCACAUGAAUUAAAACAGAGUGUGCGUAAGUAUGAACAGUACAGAUGGAUUGCAACGCGAGGAGUUGACGAGGAAGCUGUUCUGAAAGGUCUCCCCAUGGAUCUCAGGCGAGAUAUCAAGCGCCAUCUCUGUCUUGAUCUAGUUAGACAAGUUCCACUCUUUAAUCAAAUGGAUGAAAGGAUGCUGGAUGCAAUAUGUGAAAGGCUAAAACCAUCUCUGUGCACUCCAAACACUUGCCUAGUUCGUGAAGGUGAUCCUGUCACUGAGAUGCUCUUCAUAAUCCGAGGCCAUCUAGAUUCUUGUACAACAAAUGGUGGUCAGUCCGGCUUCUUCAAUUUAUGCCACCUUGGCCCUGGUGACUUCUGUGGUGAGGAAUUGCUGACAUGGGCCUUGGACCCUCGGCCAAGUGUUGUCCUGCCCUCAUCCACGCGAACAGUGGGAUCCAUUAGUGAAGUUGAAGCUUUUGCUCUUAUUGCAGAGGACUUGAAGUUUGUAGCUGCUCAAUUCCGGAGGCUACAUAGCAAGCAACUAAGGCACACAUUUAGAUUUCACUCGCACCAAUGGAGGACAUGGGCUGCAUGCUUCAUACAAGCUGCUUGGUUCCGCUAUAAAAGACGGAAAGAGGCUUCUGAGCUCAAGAAAACACAGAGCUUUUUGGUAUCUUCUAAUGCUCCUGGAAUAGAGCAAACUAAUACACCAUUGCCUUCAAUGGGAUCAGGCUUUUCAUACGUGGCAAAACUGGCAGCAAGUACUAGAAGGGGUGGGAGCAAGCGAUGUGGACACGAAUUUGACAUGCUGAGUUCUUUGCAAAAGCCAGUUGAACCUGAUUUUACAGUUGAAGAGAGAUGAUGAGAUUAGAUUCCCUCCAUUAUAUUUUAGGUUAGCUCACAAUUCGUUCAUAUUAAAAGCACCAUAUGGGAAUGCCUAAGGAUUAGGAGUAACAUCUUAACAUUUACCAUAUGAAUGCAUGGUUCAUCUUUCUUAUAUCAAUUGUGAUAGUUGACUGGCUAGUGUUACUGUCAUACAAAGAAUAUAUGUAAAGAAAAAGAAAAUCAUUGCGAAAUUAAGUAUAGGACAUAGCCAUUUUCUUUGAAGAGUGAGAUUCCUCUUUGUACAAAUAUUCCGGUUAUGGGAAUUUUUUUUUGGCUUUUGUUUU
Messenger RNA from Ziziphus jujuba (common jujube), 2869 nucleotides. RefSeq names its product protein CNGC15b. Gene Ontology annotation, biological process: transmembrane transport; potassium ion transport. The record is from RefSeq and is a predicted model, not a curated record. Gene Ontology annotation, molecular function: voltage-gated potassium channel activity. Gene Ontology annotation, cellular component: membrane. The transcript is spliced from 8 exons. Bases 430 to 2562 code for a protein of 710 amino acids. Lineage: Eukaryota; Viridiplantae; Streptophyta; Magnoliopsida; Rosales; Rhamnaceae.